This is a messenger RNA of Larimichthys crocea (large yellow croaker), 2611 nucleotides long. It is a transcript of the gene lum, whose product is annotated as lumican. Gene Ontology annotation, molecular function: protein binding. The record is from RefSeq and is a predicted model, not a curated record. The transcript is spliced from 3 exons. Bases 161 to 1189 code for a protein of 342 amino acids. NCBI's taxonomy places the organism in Eukaryota, Metazoa, Chordata, Actinopteri, Sciaenidae.
UCUCUGUUUCUCCAUCUACCCUUCUCUCUCUCUCUCCUCCCCCUCUCUCCUUCUUUCCCUCUGUAUUUUUCUCCAGAGACUUCCAGUUUUUGAACACCACACUGUUCUUACCUACUGGCCCUCCACCCCACGCACACGAAGAGAGAGAACCACAGAAGCCAUGUUUCCUCUCCGUAUACCCCUGUUGGCUGUAUUGAUCAACAUAGCCCUGUGCCAGUAUGAUUACUAUGACUACCAGCCUUCUAAUGCGCUAGGACCCUCAGGGCCCCACUGUAAUCAAGAAUGCGAGUGCCCAGUCAACUUCCCCAGCGCCAUGUAUUGUGACAGCCGCAACCUCAAGUUUGUUCCCGUUGUCCCAUCAGGGAUCAAGUACCUGUACCUCCAGAACAACCAGAUAGAAGAGAUCAAGGCAGGAGUGUUUGAUAAUGUUACUGAUGUACUUCGCUGGCUGGUACUUGACAACAACCAGAUUACCAGUGGUAAGAUAGCAAAGGGCACAAUCGACAAACUCACAGCCCUGGAGAAGCUAUUCUUCAGCUACAACAACCUGACAGAGCCAGUCAUCCCUCCUUCAAAGUCCCUUGAUGAGCUGAAGAUCAUGCACAACAAAUUGUCCAAGUUCCCCUCUGGACUCUUGAACGACAAGGAGAAUUUGACCUCCGUCAACCUUCAGUUCAAUCAGCUAACCUCCGAAUCUAUCGCAGGGGCAUUCAAAGGGCCAAAGAAGCUGCUGUCCUUGGAUGUGAGCCACAACAAGCUGAAGAAGCUGCCAGCUGGAGUCCCCAGUUCACUGGAAAUCCUCUAUGCUGACUACAACGACAUUGACAGUGUCGGAGCAGGAUACCUGAACAAGCUGCCCGCACUGCAGUACCUGAGGAUCUCCCACAACAAGCUGGUAGACUCUGGACUCCCUGCUGGAGUGUUCAAUGUGACAUCACUGGUGGAGCUGGACCUGUCUUUCAACAAACUACAGUCCGUCCCUGAGAUCAACGAGCAGCUGGAGCAACUCUACCUGCAGGCCAAUGAGAUCAACAAGAUCAAUCUGGCAAGUUUCUGCAAGUUCAUUGGACCGGUCAGCUAUUCCCACCUGAAGCAUCUGCGUCUCGAUGCCAACAACGUCACGUAUAGCAACAUGCCCCCUGACUACAGAAACUGCCUGCGCGUAGCUUCAGAUAUCAUGUUUGAAUAAGGGCCCUCCUCAUAUCUAUGACCUUUCCAUGACCCCCUUAUCUACUACUCUGGCACAGCUCAGUCCAAAGCCUUCUGGAUUUAAAUGCUAUAGUAUCCCUUCUUUUAUAGUACUCACAUGUCUUUGCACAUAUGUACUAUGCAAACCUGGGGUACUGUAAAGGCUUCUUUAUCAAUUUAAAUAGUAUGUAGCUUGAGUAAAUCAAGAACUGGGCAAAUUUUAGAUACAAUAGAUGGAAAGACAAGCUAUCAAAAUUUGCAGAUCUUUUUAAAAACAAAACGUGCAAUCAGAUUAAAUUCAUCAGCCAUCAGCCAUCACACAUUUGGCUCAGGAUAUGAAUGGAUAUUCUUAUUGUUGAAAUAAUAAAGGCAAAAAAUAAAAAAUAAAAAAAUAACCAAAAAAAAUGUGUAAAGUAAGUGACCAAAAGUUCUACAAAUAAAAAAUAAUUUGUAGUAAAACACACACUUUAAACAUUCCAAACUUGCAUUUGAUUACAUUGAAUACAGACAGAAUGGAGUAAACAAUGGCUCCAAUGUCUCAAUUCAGUUGUAACGUCAUUUUGUUGUCUGUCUUGUAUGUUCCAAUGUUUAGCAUGUAUAAUAUGAUGUGGGUACAAUAAUUAAUCCAUUGCUGUGCAAAGGACCAGCUACUAAGGACUGCAGACUCAGAUUUCAGUGUAUAAUGCCUAAUGUGAGAAAUGAUGAACAAAUGUAAAAUAGCAGUCACAUUUUCAACAUCUUGAAUGAAUCAAAGUGUUUCAAAGGAAAUGCCAUUGUUAUGUACUCAUGUCUGCCUCUGGUUUGAAAGCCUGCACAUUCAGAUUGUGCCAAGUCCCACUGAUUGACAAGAAAAAACCAUGUCCAUUUGGAAAUGACAUACCAGUUUCUUAAAGGAAUAACUUCAAGCCCAAUUUAAGUAGGACUUAGGUGUUUUUGAAGUACUUGGUGUUAAAAAAAAAGUGGAACUUGAUUAAAAGACAUUGGCAUUAUCCUUGUUAUUACUUUGCUCAAUUAAAUUUUGAGAUGAUAGUAUGACGUUUUCUUGAAAUCUCGAGUCAAAUUGUUUCUUUAUUCUAAUUCCUAGCUGUCCACUGUCAUGCGCAUUGCUGAUUUGUAUACAUUUUGCAUUACUUGCAUGCAACCAAUGGUACCAUUCUUUGAUAAUAAACUACAGCUUUUGCAGUUAAGGUGCUUUCAUUGUUACGUUGUUGUUUACCAUGUUUGAUAAAUGCUUCUUACCAAUAAGUCAACUUGGCAGCAGUGUCACGUUUAUUGAAGUCAUGUUAUUAGAAUAUCCCAUUUUGUUUAGGUAAUUUUUCAUUUCAUCAUGAUUUCUCUUGUGGCCUUUGACUCAGUAACUGGAUUUGAACUUGGAUUUACUGUGAGGAAACCAAACACAGUUGAAUAAACUAUAUUUCCAACA